AAUCCCUAUAUCCUUCAGAAAAGGAGUAUUCUCUCCUCAACAAAAAAUAUUUUCCUCAAUAAUGGCUGAAGGUGGAGAAAUUACAAGCCCUGCCAUUCUUCAUAAACGCCUUAAGAGAUCUCUUCGAUCCAUGGAAACAGAAACAAAUGAGAGCAUUCUGAGCCCUAGGUUUAGGUCGGCGGCAGCCAUGGCUGGCUGGGAUGAAGAAGCUAUUCUCUUCGCCACUCUAGUCGUUGAGGACACUCCAGAAAGAGAAUCCUCACGCCGAAAGCGUUCUAGAAAUCAACCAAAGUCGUCGAGUUCCUCCAGUUCCAAUAGGAAACGGAGAUCUAGACGGCAGCCUGUAGAUCCGGUUCCAGCCGUUGUUCUUUGCUUGGAUGAUGAUGAUGAUGAUGAUGAUAAGGGUUUUUCUCGUCAAGAUGUCGAGAUGAAGGGAAAACGUUCAUCUUGCCUUGCAUCUGGUAAUGAAAAGAAAGGAGAGGGAGAAGGAGAAGAAGCAACAGCUAAGAUCAACUGUAAACAAGGGCUUCCAUAUAUGGAUAAGCUAAAGGAGGAACUCUCCUGCGCUAUUUGUUUGGAGAUUUGCUAUGAACCGAGCACCACUCUUUGUGGUCACAGUUUUUGCAAGAAAUGCUUGAAAUGUGCUGCUGAUAAAUGUGGAAAGAAAUGCCCAAAGUGCAGGCAACUCAUAAGCAAUACAAGAUCAUGCACAGUGAACACAGUUCUCUGGAACACCAUUCAGCUCUUAUUUCCUGAAGAAGUGGAGCAGAGGAAGAAGGCGGCGGCUGUGGAAUCUUCUUCUAGAGCGAAAGCUUCAAGCCAUGGCAUGGAACUCGGAGGAACACAAAGGCAAGCAAGAAGCAGAAAUUUGCACAUGCCAACUAGUACUUUCAGAAGCGCCAUGGAAGUUCUAGGAACAGAAGAAGGUGAUAGGAGAAGUGUAAGAAGAUUGAAUCCAAGUCAGUCAGUGGAUGCUGCUUUGGCUCUUAGGUUGCAGAGAGAAGAAUUAUUGCAAGCAUUCAGGAAUUCGAGUGAGCAGCAGAGGAACUCUUUUUAUAAUAGUACAAGAGCAAGGCUGAGAUCAAUGGCCUUGGGAGUCCACAGAAUGAGAAACAGAAGCUAGCUUUAGUAGCUUUUAAGAAUGAGAUUAUUGUGGGUGAAUUUUGUGGGCUCGUUUGAUUGAAAAAGGGAAAAACUGGCAUUACUGACUUGAAUUUGAUAGUUGCUGGUUAAUUAUUCAUAGUUAGUACUGUAUGCAUUGUUGUCUUGUUGGGAAAUCUAUCAAGGAAAAUUUCUGCACUUCUGU
Phalaenopsis equestris is the source of this 1306-nucleotide messenger RNA. Its product is annotated as putative E3 ubiquitin-protein ligase RING1a. The transcript is spliced from 6 exons. The record is from RefSeq and is a predicted model, not a curated record. Lineage: Eukaryota; Viridiplantae; Streptophyta; Magnoliopsida; Asparagales; Orchidaceae. Gene Ontology annotation, biological process: double-strand break repair. Bases 62 to 1123 code for a protein of 353 amino acids. Gene Ontology annotation, molecular function: nucleosome binding; ubiquitin-protein transferase activity; metal ion binding. Gene Ontology annotation, cellular component: site of double-strand break; nucleus.